Rangifer tarandus platyrhynchus (Svalbard reindeer) is the source of this 2292-nucleotide messenger RNA. The record is from the annotation of a GenBank genome assembly. NCBI's taxonomy places the organism in Eukaryota, Metazoa, Chordata, Mammalia, Artiodactyla, Cervidae.
AUGGCGGCGAGUCAGGGAGGUGGUGGUAACAGUGGGGGCGGCGGUUGUGGUGGAGGUGGAAGUAGCGGUGGCGGUGGUGGGGCCGGAGGGGGAGGUGGCGGAGCCGGAGUGGGAGGCGGCGGCGGCGGCGGCGGGACCCUGGUGGUGCCCAUCCCGGUACCGACUCUUUUCGGUCAGCCGUUCCCCAACGGGCCGCAGUGGAACCCGGGGAGCCUGCAGCCUCAACACACCGUGAGGAGCCUGGACCGGGCCCUGGAGGAGGCGGGCAACUCCGGCAUCCUGAGCCUCAGCGGUAGGAAGCUCCGAGACUUCCCGGGCAGCGGCUACGACCUGACGGACACCACCCAAGCAGAUCUUUCAAGAAAUCGUUUUACAGAAAUUCCUUCUGAGGUCUGGUUAUUUGCACCUCUUGAAACAUUAAAUUUAUAUCAUAAUUGCAUCAAAAUCAUUCCUGAAGCCAUUAAAAACCUUCAGAUGUUAACAUACCUUAACAUUAGUCGAAAUCUUUUAUCAACAUUGCCAAAAUACCUAUUCGAUCUUCCCCUUAAAGUUUUGGUCCUCAGUAAUAAUAAACUGGUAUCCAUUCCAGAAGAAAUCGGGAAGUUAAAAGAUUUAAUGGAAUUGGAUAUUAGCUGCAAUGAGAUUCAGGUUCUUCCCCAACAAAUGGGAAAAUUACAGUCACUUAGAGAGCUAAAUAUAAGAAGAAAUAAUCUUCAAGCAUUACCAGAUGAAUUAGGAGAUCUUCCCUUAGUCAAGCUGGAUUUCUCUUGUAAUAAAGUGACCGAAAUUCCAGUUUGUUACAGGAAGCUGCAUCAUUUACAAGUAAUAAUUUUGGAUAACAAUCCUUUGCAAGUACCACCAGCACAGAUAUGUUUAAAAGGUAAAGUACACAUAUUUAAAUACUUAAAUAUCCAAGCAUGUUGCAGAAUGGAUAAGAAACCAGAUUCUCUGGAUCUUCCAUCAUUGAGUAAAAGAAUGCCCUCCCAGCCUCUCACAGACAGUAUGGAAGAUUUUUAUCCAAAUAAAAAUCAUGGUCCUGACUCUGGAAUUGGAAGUGAUAAUGGAGAGAAACGAUUGUCUACAACAGAACCAUCAGAUGACGACACAAUUAGCCUUCAUUCUCAAGUGUCAGAAUCAAAUAGAGAGCAGACAUCCAGAAAUGACAGUCACUCAGUAGGAAGUAAACCUGAUUCUCAAAAAGACCAGGAGGUGUAUGAUUUUGCUGACACCAACACAGAUGAUGUAGUAGUUCCUGAACGAGGAGAUGCACAUAUUGGAUCAUUUGUUGCUUUCCUUAAGGGAAAAGAGAAAGGUCCUGAAAAAUCUCAGAAAAAUGAAGAAUUGGGAGAUGAAAAAAGACUUGGGAAAGAACAAUUACUUGCUGAGGAAGAGGAUGAUGGUUUGAAGGAAGUAACUCAUUUGAGGAAAAUAGCUGUUCAGUUAUUGCAGCAAGAGCAGAAGAACAGGAUUCUUAAUCAUUCAACUUAUGUCAUAAGAAACAAGCCAAAACAAACUAUGGAAUGCGAAAAGAGUGUCUCAGCAGAUGAAGUUAAUUCACCCCUCAUAUGGCAGACCUUAGAAAAUCAAAAGGAUCAAACAGAUGAGCAGCAAUGGCCAGAAUCUCACCCUAUAAUCUGGCAGAGUGAAGAAAGGAGGAGGAGCAAACAAAUUAGAAAAGAAUAUUUCAAGUAUAAAUCAUCAAGGAAGAGUUCAAGUGGCAAUGAAAACAAUGAGCAAGGCAGUGAUAAUGCUAAUAUGUCACCACAAUCGCCAGUAUCAUCUGAGGAGUAUGAUAGAACUGAUGUUUUUUCACAUGGUCCCUUUGGCUUGAAGCCUAGAUCAGCUUUCAGCCGCUCAUCUCGCCAGGAAUAUGGGGCAGCAGAUCCAGGUUUUACAAUGAGAAGAAAGAUGGAACAUCUACGGGAAGAGCGAGAGCAAAUACGACAGCUUCGCAAUAAUCUUGAAUCCAGGUUAAAAGUAAUUUUGCCUGAUGACAUAGGAGCUGCACUGAUGGAUGGGGUUGUUCUUUGCCAUUUAGCCAAUCAUAUAAGGCCACGCUCUGUAGCUAGUAUUCAUGUGCCAUCACCAGCAGUGCCUAAACUUAGCAUGGCGAAAUGUCGAAGAAAUGUAGAAAAUUUUCUCGAUGCUUGUAAAAAGUUGGGUGUCUCACAGGAAAGACUCUGUUUGCCUCAUCAUAUUUUGGAAGAAAGAGGUCUUGUGAAAGUUGGUGUCACAGUUCAGGCUCUUCUUGAAUUACCUACAACCAAGGCAUCUCAGCUUUCUACGGCUUGA